AUGGUCUUCUGCAUCUUCCUGACGACGCCGCUGGCCUUGCUGCUCCUCUUCCAGGGUGCGGCCAGUUUCAUAGAGGCCAGCGACGUACAAUGCUCGGCCAACGACCGGCUUUUGAUUCUAUGCUGCAUGCUCUUACAACUCUGCUGGCCUGUUUGCAUGCCGCAAUUCAACCUCAUGCUCUUUGCGUGGGUCCUUAGCGCUGUGCCAGUGGUGCACAAGUUUGGUGCCUGUGAGCCUGCGCGGCAUUUCCUCUUGCAAGCUUCCAUGCUGCUCCUCGCGGAGUUUAUGCUGGUGCUUGUCGCAGCAGUUGCUGCUGUGGCUGUACGGCCUUUGCUGGAGCGCCUCCGUGAAGCCCUGAGCACCACGGGCACGGAUCCCGAGGUACUGAAGCUCAUUGAGGAGGUGGCCCCAGGAGAUGCACCGGCAGACGAGGAUUGUGUGAUAUGCCUGGGUGGCACUUCUGGCGAGGCCAAGUGGCUCCAGUUGAAGUGUGGGCACAGGUUUCAUCACGAGUGUCUCAUGUCCUGGCUGAAGAAGGCAUUUCGCUGCCCUGUUUGCCGGCUGGAUGUGAAUUCCGCAUACCAGUCGGCGCUGAUCGCAGCGAUCCCGUCUUCGUCACGGCCCAGCCCCUGA
Molecule: messenger RNA, 633 nt
Organism: Symbiodinium sp. CCMP2592
Lineage: Eukaryota; Dinophyceae; Suessiales; Symbiodiniaceae
Source: the annotation of a GenBank genome assembly